UACAGUUAGUUACCGUAAUACGAUUUCUGUUAUAUAAAUUCGUAGUGGUUUUGUUUUAAUUUUAUUCAACAAUAAAUGCUGUUAAUUUCACAAACGUAAUAGAGCACUGCAAGUAAAUACGCUGAUAUCGAACAAGUUAUAAUACAACAAGUAACACAACAUAUUAUACCACAGACCAUAGCACAGCUUACAGGCUUGUAGAGUUUUCAUAGUUUUCAUGGGAAACUUACACACAUAUAUGAAAUAAAGAACGCAUUUGUGCAUACAUCUGUCCAGAUUCGAGAUGGUCAUUGGAGUUGAUUACAUAAAGCUAUUGGUAACUCGGAGACAUUACGCCCAAAGUGUUUGUUGGAAAAGUUGCUUACGGAAAUCUAAAUGAAUUAUUUUUAAGUCAGUGGACAGAAAAAAAUACAAAAUUAACUGUCUGCUACGUAAAAUCGAUAAGCUCGAGCACAUCAAUUCAAGUAGUGUAAUUGUGUUUUGACAUUUCCAUAACCGUCACCGCCACCGUCAUCUUCACCAUCAAAGGCGAACGUCACCACCUCAUUGUCACAACAUUAAUUUGCCAAAAUGUCAUUCCUUAAUAAAUUAAAGUCCACACCAUUGCCGCCAAUUAAAAAUAUUAUAAAUGUUGCCGUGCAAACAGCUCGUCAGCACAUUCCCGAGAAGAAGGACUACGAGCAACCAGGAGGUAACACAACAGAAGCGGCAGCGGCGCAACAAAACUUCAAUUCACAAGGAAUGUUUAAUGGAGGGGCUGGCGAGGGCCAAUAUCAAGCGCAAAUCGCUGAAAGGCCAACCGAAUUGAAUCCCUUUCGUAAUCCAAAUGGGUGGAAGGAUACCGACAAUACAGAAUACAAAAAUGAAGAAUAUCAGAACACUUCAUUUACAGCUAAUGAAUACGACGGACGUUAUCAACAAACGGAUGGAUUCAGACAAGGAAGUGUAGCUUCAGAGGGCAGCUCAUUUGUGUGCGAAGGUGAAGGUGGCGGUGGUACAAAUAUCGACGAAUUUCAGGCCGCUUGGAAUGUCACCAAUGCGAUUCAAGGAAUGUUCAUCGUCUCGCUGCCGUUUGCUGUACUGCACGGCGGUUAUUGGGCUAUCAUAGCAAUGGUCGGCAUAGCAUACAUUUGCUGCUAUACGGGAAAAGUGUUGGUGCAGUGCUUGUAUGAAACCGACCCGAACACCGGCCAAAUGAUACGAGUUCGUGACAGCUAUGUUGCCAUUGCAAAGGUUUGUUUUGGACCAAAAUUAGGUGCUCGUGCCGUUAGCAUUGCCCAAUUGAUUGAAUUGUUAAUGACAUGUAUUUUGUAUGUAGUGGUGUGUGGGGAUUUAUUGGCAGGCACCUACCCUCAAGGUUCUUUUGACUCUCGAUCUUGGAUGAUGUUCGUGGGAAUAUUCUUGUUACCAAUGGGUUUUUUGAAAUCUCUGAAAAUGGUAUCGACACUCUCAUUCUGGUGCACCAUGUCUCACAUUGUUAUUAAUGCCAUUAUUUUGGGCUAUUGCAUAUUACAGAUUGGGGAAUGGGGUUGGUCCAAAGUACGAUGGAGCAUUGAUAUGGAAAACUUUCCAAUAUCAUUGGGCGUGAUUGUUUUCUCAUAUACAUCGCAAAUAUUUUUGCCUUCACUAGAAGGCAGUAUGAUCGAUCGUUCUAAAUUCAACUGGAUGUUGGAUUGGUCACAUAUAGCAGCAGCAAUUUUUAAAGCCGGUUUUGGCUACAUUUGCUUUCUCACUUUCCAAGAUGAUACGCAACAAGUAAUUACGAACAAUCUGCACUCACAGGGUUUUAAAGGAUUGGUGAAUUUCUUUUUGGUUAUAAAAGCACUACUUAGCUAUCCUUUGCCCUAUUACGCUGCCUGCGAACUGCUUGAACGUAAUUUCUUCAGAGGGCCACCAAAAACGAAAUUUCCUACAAUAUGGCAUUUGGAUGGGGAACUAAAAGUUUGGGGCCUUGGAUUUCGAGUCGGUGUGAUAGUUGCAACAAUUAUGAUGGCUAUUUUCAUACCACAUUUUUCAAUUCUAAUGGGUUUCAUUGGUAGCUUCACCGGGACUAUGCUGAGCUUUAUCUGGCCUUGUUAUUUUCAUUUGAAAAUAAAAGGCCAUCUAUUGGAUCAAAAGGAAGUUGCAAAGGAUUACCUCAUCAUCGCUCUGGGAGUCUUGUUUGGCGUAAUAGGCAUUUACGAUUCUGGCAAUGCAUUAAUUAACGCAUUUGAAUUGGGGCUACCAUUUUAAGAGGGUUGCUCUUACUGGGCACAAAUACUAUAGAAUAUUCCAUAAGAUUCCUCGGUGUGUCAUUAAAUAAAAAAAUAAUAUUAGAAAGCACAGAUCGUAUAUUGCCAAAGGCGAACAAACUCAUGAAAUUUGUUUCCGAAUUCCAUAUAAAAAAAACUAUAAUAAGUUUGUAAUUGGGGAAAUUUAUGUUGCAUUAAGAAAUUAAUUAAAUGUGCUUAGUAUUUACUUAAAUGAUAAGUCAAAACAGACAUUUUGAACAAAAUGAAACGAAAACGAAGUCUUCCAAAAUAAUGUUGUAAAUGAGAUAUUUCAUAAACAUUAUAUAAAUACUUAUUUAUAAUUAUACAAAGUAAGAUAGCCUGCAAAAGGAAAAGUGAAAAAUGUCUUCCAAAACGAUUUAACACAUAUAUAUACAUACAUAUA
Bactrocera latifrons is the source of this 2655-nucleotide messenger RNA. RefSeq names its product vesicular inhibitory amino acid transporter (gene VGAT). The record is from RefSeq and is a predicted model, not a curated record. Gene Ontology annotation, biological process: amino acid transmembrane transport. The transcript has 4 exons. Gene Ontology annotation, molecular function: amino acid transmembrane transporter activity. Gene Ontology annotation, cellular component: vacuolar membrane. Lineage: Eukaryota; Metazoa; Arthropoda; Insecta; Diptera; Tephritidae. Bases 571 to 2232 code for a protein of 553 amino acids.